AUGGCUGCAAUAGCUGUGGAGAUUUCAAAACAAAGAAAAGAAACCGCCAACAAUGCCAUCAGGGUGGAACCGAAGGAACACUCGGAAAGUUCUAACCCCUCCAAAUCCCCGCCCUCCCUGGAAAAACCAGGACCAUCUGGCGAUGUCAACUUCCAUCAUGGGACAGUCUCAGACGAAGGCACUGACGGAGAGGGGAGUGGUCUUCUGGACUCAUCCACCGGGUACACUGAGCCAAGAGGUACUGUCCGGCGUCCCUGUGGACAGCUAAUCCUCUCAGAAACAGCAAAGGGCACAAAGUCUGAUACAGCCAGCAGAAUGACCUCAGUAAUUAACACCCAUCAAACUUAUUUGAGGCCUCCCAGGAUAGUCCUGCCAGGCAUGGACGAGGAGCUGGAAAGGAUGGAAGUGGGGGAAUCCAGGGAUCAAUACCUACCUGGUUCGGUGGCACCAUUUAACACUAACAGUAGCAAUAAUAAAGAUGAAGAGGAGAAAAAGAGAAAGAAGAAAGAGAAAAAGAGCAAACCAGAAGGGAAAAAGGAAAAGAAAAAGGAAAAGAAAGAGAAGAAAGAAAAAGAGAAAGAGAAAGAGAAAGAAAAGGAGGAGAAAGAAAAGGAGAAGGACAAAGACAAGGAUAAAAAGGAGGAGCCUAAGAAGGACGUUUUCGUUAUUGAUCCAGCAGGAAAUAUAUAUUACAACUGGCUAUUUAUUAUAACAAUGCCUGUGAUGUACAACUGGACCAUGAUUAUUGCCAGAGCAUGUUUUGAGGAGCUACAGCAUGACUACAUAAGCUAUUGGUUUAUAAUAGACUAUGUAUCAGAUGUAAUCUACCUGGCUGAUAUGUUUUUCAGGACCAGAACAGGUUAUCUGGAGCAAGGUUUGCUGGUCAAAGAUGAGCAAAAGCUACGUCAGAGAUACAUGGAAAGUGUACAAUUUAAACUGGAUUUGGUGUCAAUGAUACCAACUGAUAUUCUGUUCUUAAAAACUGGACUAAACUACCCGGAACUGAGAUUGAAUAAGCUCUUUCGAGUUUCCCGCAUGUUUGAGUUCUUCUCAAGAACAGAAACAAGGACCAACUAUCCCAACAUCUUCAGAAUCUCCAACCUUGUCAUGUAUAUUGUGAUUAUCAUUCAUUGGAACGCGUGCCUUUACUUCUCCUUUUCCAAAGCUAUCGGAUUUGGAGAAGAUACCUGGGUCUACCCAAAUGUGUCAGAUCCAGAGUUUGGCCGACUUGUCCGGAAAUAUGCGUACAGCCUUUACUGGUCCACUCUGACCCUUACCACCAUUGGAGAAACCCCUCCUCCAGUCCAGGACUCAGAGUACUUCUUUGUAGUCAUUGACUUCUUGGUUGGAGUGUUGAUUUUCGCUACCAUUGUCGGUAACGUGGGUUCCAUGAUUUCUAACAUGAAUGCAGCUAGAGCAGAUUUCCAGGCUAGGAUUGAUGCCAUCAAGCAGUACAUGCACUUCCGAAAAGUCGACAAAGAUCUGGAAAAGAGAGUCAUCAAAUGGUUUGAUUAUUUGUGGACCAACAAGAAAGCAGUGGAUGAAAGAGAAGUCCUAAAAUAUCUCCCAGACAAGCUCCGUGCUGAGAUUGCCAUCAACGUCCACCUAGACACGCUAAAGAAAGUGCGUAUCUUUGCAGAUUGUGAGGCUGGACUACUGAUUGAGCUGGUGUUGAAGCUGAGGCCACAGGUCUUUAGCCCGAGUGACUACAUCUGCCGCAAAGGGGACAUUGGCAGGGAAAUGUACAUCAUCAAGGAAGGAAAGCUUGCUGUUGUGGCAGAUGAUGGGAUUACACAGUUUGUGGUCCUCAGUGAUGGAAGUUACUUUGGGGAGAUCAGCAUUCUGAACAUUAAAGGAAGCAAAGCUGGAAACCGCAGAACAGCUAACAUUCGAAGUAUAGGGUACUCUGACUUGUUCUGUCUGUCCAAGGAUGACCUCAUGGAAGCCCUCACAGAGUACCCAGAUGCAAAGGCAAUGCUGGAGGAGAAAGGCAGGCAGAUUCUUAUGAAGGAUGGGCUCUUAGAUCUGGAUGUGGCUGCACUCGGACCUGACCCAAAAGACAUGGAGGAAAAAGUCACCCGAAUGUACUCAUCCUUAGAGCAGAUGCAGAUCAAGUUUGCUAGGCUGCUGGCCGAGUAUGAUGUAGCCCAGAAGAAGCUGAAGCAGAGAAUCACUGGUAUUGAGAAGACGUUAACAUUAAGUGGAGAGGUAGUAUUUUCUGAACUGGUGGAUCCAGAAGCAGAAGCUGAAGCUGCUACAGCUGAAAAGAAGUAAAAUGGUGCUCAGCUUUUUUCAGCACGAUCACAA
Molecule: messenger RNA, 2307 nt
Organism: Polyodon spathula (Mississippi paddlefish)
Lineage: Eukaryota; Metazoa; Chordata; Actinopteri; Acipenseriformes; Polyodontidae
Product: cyclic nucleotide-gated channel rod photoreceptor subunit alpha-like
Exons: 10
Coding region: 1-2274 (757 amino acids)
Biological process (GO): monoatomic cation transmembrane transport
Cellular component (GO): intracellular cyclic nucleotide activated cation channel complex; plasma membrane
Molecular function (GO): intracellularly cAMP-activated cation channel activity; cGMP binding; intracellularly cGMP-activated cation channel activity
Source: RefSeq, a predicted model, not a curated record